AUGAAUAUUUUAAAAAUUGUUUUAAUAUUUUUAUCAUUAAUUUCAAUUUGUUAUUCUCAACUUGACCCAAGAGCAAUUGCAAUUCAAAAUUGGUCAAAUGGAACCUACCCAAUAGCAACUGUUGGUGAAUUAUAUUUUACAAGUCCAGGUUAUUCACCAAUUGUAUUUUUUGAUAAUUCUGAACAUAUUGGUAGCACAAAUAAUGCAUACAAUAAUUUAACUAAAAUUUUUUAUUGUAUGGUUAAUAUUUUAACUGAUCCAGAUUAUAUUUCACUUGAAAGAGUUAAUACUACAACUAGUUGGAAUAUUUUUCCUAUGCCAUAUUAUUUCUUAAAAUCUGAAUAUAAUUUCUCAAGUCUUGCAUCAGAUCAAAGUACAUCAGGAUACAAUUUAUUCGCAACUUUUGAGAUUACUGGUGAUAAGGAUGCAAAACAAUUCAGUAUUGGUAAGAUUUCAGCAGAAUCUCAAACUAUCAAAGUAAUUGAUAAGAUUCCAGGUGUAUUCCAAUCCAGCACAUUCGAUGCCAACCCAGGCGUAAUGAAAUUUUAUGUAAUUUCAAACUACCAACAAAAGACCUACAUCAAUACAUACUCUUCCCAAGGUGCCAUCAUUAGUAGAGAUGUCUAUACUUAUAAUUUAUACAUGCAAUUACAACCAACUGGUGUCUCUAGUAAUAUGUUUUAUUGUAAAAGAGAUAAAAACAUGUAUUUCACCAACAACUUACUCAACAACAACAACAACAACAACAACAACAACAACAACAACAACCUAAAUUCAGUUUAUGAAGCACCUGGAUUAUUCGUAGUUUCUCCAUCAACACUCUCUUUAAAUGAUACCGGUUUAACUGAUAUCUCGGUCUAUAGAAGUGGUACAAUCUCUGUAAUUUCAAUGGGUUGUGAUCUCAAUCAACCAGUGAUCUACUCAAUUAGCACAACUCAAUUAUUAAAUCUAUAUCCAUUCGGUUUUACACUCGAUACUAUUAAUUUAUCAACUAACCAAAUCUCAAGUGCAAACUUUGCUAGCAAUAUUUUAAAUUUCUAUGUUUAUAAAUAA
Messenger RNA from Dictyostelium discoideum AX4, 1053 nucleotides. RefSeq lists its product as hypothetical. Lineage: Eukaryota; Evosea; Eumycetozoa; Dictyosteliales; Dictyosteliaceae. The record is from RefSeq and is a predicted model, not a curated record. Bases 1 to 1053 code for a protein of 350 amino acids. The transcript has 2 exons.